Malus domestica (apple) is the source of this 1654-nucleotide messenger RNA. Its product is annotated as RING-H2 finger protein ATL46-like. The record is from RefSeq and is a predicted model, not a curated record. Gene Ontology annotation, molecular function: ubiquitin protein ligase binding. NCBI's taxonomy places the organism in Eukaryota, Viridiplantae, Streptophyta, Magnoliopsida, Rosales, Rosaceae.
AAUAUUGUAGUUGCUCAAGAAAAAUUGAAAGUUAAGAAGUGUCUUCUGUAUCACAAUGGGCUAAAGAGCCUGUGGCGUUUUCUUUCUCGACAAAACACUUCACGCAUCACUCUGCCAGUCUUCCUUCUGACACUUCUGUGGCGCAAAAAGGAUUCAAAUCAGACCGUCCAGACCCCAUCAUCACCAACCAAAGACCUCAUCAGUUUCUAGUUAUGGUCUCCAUUCGCACCCUCCACAUCCAAAGGUAGGUCCUUUCCAAUUCUACCAGCUCAAUAAUUCUUCGACAACCAAAUUUAAACCUCUCAAUUUUCCACAAAACAACAUUAUCUCUUCACACAUAUGAGUACUUAAUUUGAUUAGGUUUCUGGUCAGCAUUGCAUUCGUACUUGUAGAUUUGAGUACUUUGCUCACCCUUUCCAGCGUCUAAUCUGAGGAACCCAGAAAGAGUACUUUGUUUUGAGCAAAACCCAUCUCCUAAAAUGUCUAGGAAACUCCAUGGAUUGGAGCAAAAAGAUGGUAAUUUGAUAUAUCCACCCCCCUCAUUGAUAUCCCCACCAAUACCAUCUUCUUCUUCUUCUUCAUCUAUUGGCAGUAUCAGUCCGGUGCUUCUUCUAGUUAUAGUAAUUGUAGCUGUUAUGUUUUUCAUCUAUGGGUUUGCUCAUUUGCUUUGGAGAUGUCUCACAAAAGGGUCAUCUUCCACCUCAAUCUUCCAUUCCAAUAGAUACCCAGAAACCUCUGGCUCUCGAGCUAUCCAAAGGCAGCUUCAGCAGCUCUUUCGGCUUCACGAUUCGGGCCUCGAUCAAGCCGCCAUUGAUUCUCUCCCUGUGUUCUUCUGCAGAGACAUUGUUGGUUCAAAGGAGGAGCCAUUUGAUUGUGCAGUUUGUCUGUGUGAGUUUUCUGACGAGGACAAGCUGAGGUUGCUUCCUGUAUGUGGCCAUGCUUUCCACAUUGAUUGCAUUGACACUUGGCUUCUUUCGAAUUCGACGUGCCCCCUUUGUAGAGGAACCCUUUUGGGGUCUGGGAUUUUGUUGGAGAAUCCAGUGUUCGAUUCCGGCGGUUCUAGGGAGAUGUCAAAUGCGGUUGUGAGUGAUGGGGAGAACAUGUGUUCGAGCGGUCGGAAAGGUUUGGUUAUGGAGGAAAGUGUUGGUGAAAAGAGGGUUUUUUCUGUGAGGCUUGGGAAGUUCAAAAGCUUGAAUGAAGGUGGAGAAAGUGGGGGGAAAGUGGGGGAGAGCAGUAGGUGUAAUUUGGAUGCUAGGAGAUGUUACUCAAUGGGCGCAUAUCAGUAUGUGGUUGGCGAUUCAAAUCUGCAAAUCGCAUUGUCCCAUGAUUGUGAUGUCAAGCUUGCCAAAGAGGGAGUUAGUAAUGGGAGCUUCUCAGUUAAUGGGAAUUUGGAGGGGAAGAAAAUCAGUGGCAGGCAUAAAGGUGAGAGCUUCUCGGUUUCGAAGAUUUGGCUUUGGUCUGCAAAGAACAGAGUCCCGGGUUCUUCGAAUGCUCAAACCGGUUUGCCUCCUUUUCGUGUCAUUUCUCCCAUCAAUGCUGAAACAUGAAAUGUACAAUUACGCUUAGAAGUAGUAAUGCUUUUUUUGCUAUUUCGUUGUACGACAGAUGCUUAAUUGUAAGUUCAAUUUAGCAAGAGCUUUGUUUAGCAGAGGUA